AUGAUCUGGAUACUUCAAGUGUUGUUCUCACCGCUCCCAACACCAGCAUUGAUCAGUCUCAUUGCAUUUGGAGCUGUCAUCUUCCUGUGGGUGAUAAGCAGGCCAAAACCCCUUUUACCUCCUCUUGACUUGAACAAGCAGUCGAUAGGAAUUGAGGGAGGAGCCAGAAGAGUUACACUCUUGACAGAUAAUAAACUGCUUUCUUAUUACUUUGAAGAUGCUAAAACCCUGUAUGAAGUUUUCCAGAGAGGAGUGAGUAUUUCUGGAAAUGGUGACUGUCUAGGCUACAGGAAACCCAAGCAACCUUAUCAGUGGCUGACAUAUAAACAGGUUUCAGACAGAACUAAAUACCUGGGAUCAGGACUUCUGCAAAAAGGAUGCCAACCAUCAUCAAGCCAGUAUAUUGGCAUUUUUGCUCAGAAUAGGCCAGAGUGGAUCAUUUCAGAAUAUGCCUGCUACGCCUACUCAAUGGUUGCUGUUCCACUCUAUGACACUCUGGGACCAGAGGCCAUUGUAUAUAUUGUUAACAAAGCUGACAUAAGCGUGGUGAUCUGUGACACGCCUGCAAAGGCAGAGGUCUUGCUUAAGAACUGUGAGGACAAAAAGACCCCAUGUCUGAAGAUUAUUGUUCUCAUGGAUCUCUUUGAUAAAGAGCUCAAGGACAGAGGAGCUAAAGUGGGAAUUGAAAUUCUGUCACUGCAGGAGGUUGAGGAGCUGGGAAGAAACAACAUCAGAGAACCAGUUCCUCCUAAGCCUGAAGAUCUUUCUGUUGUGUGUUUUACAAGUGGAACCACAGGUAACCCUAAAGGAGCCAUGCUGACACAUCAGAAUGUUGUUUCAAAUGCUGCUGCCUUCCUUAGAUGCACAGAGAACACAAUUGAGGUUACAAGUUCAGAUGUUGCCAUUUCCUAUCUUCCUCUGGCUCACAUGUUUGAGAGAGUUGUGCAGGCUGUGGUAUACAGCUGUGGAGCAAAAGUAGGGUUCUUCCAAGGAGAUAUCAAGCUGCUAACAGAUGACAUGAAAAACUUGAAGCCAACGCUAUUUCCAGUUGUACCAAGACUGCUCAACAGAGUCUAUGACAAGAUCCAGAGUGGUGCAAACACCCCAGUAAAGAAUUUCCUGUUAAAAUUUGCUGUGUUUAUGAAGACAGCUGAAAUAAAACAGGGCAUCAUUCGAAAUGACAGCAUUUGGGACAAGGUAGUCUUCAAAAAAAUUCAGGAAACCAUGGGUGGAAGAGUGCGUAUCAUGGUGACAGGCGCAGCCCCUAUAUCUCCCUCUGUCCUGACAUUUCUCAGAGCAGCAUUAGGCUGUCAGAUCUUUGAAGCUUAUGGCCAGACUGAAUGCUCAGCUGGAUCCACUUUCUCAAUGCCUGGAGACUGGACAACAGGCCAUGUUGGAGCUCCUCUGGCUUGUAAUAUCAUAAAACUAGAUGAUGUGGAAGAAAUGAGCUACUUCUCUUCUAACAAUGAAGGCGAGGUCUGCAUCAAAGGACCAAAUGUGUUCAAGGGUUAUCUGAAAGAUCCUGAGAAGACAGCAGAAGCAAUUGAUAAAGAUGGCUGGCUCCACACUGGAGACAUAGGGAAGUGGUUGCCAAAUGGAACGCUGAAGAUCAUUGAUAGGAAGAAGAAUAUAUUUAAACUUGCACAAGGAGAAUACAUUGCUCCAGAGAAGAUAGAAAAUGUCUAUAUCAGAAGUGCUCCUGUAGCCCAGGUCUUUGUUCAUGGGGAAAGUCUGAGGUCUUUUCUAAUAGGUAUAGUGGUUCCUGAUGCUGAGAUGCUUCCAGAAUUUGCAGCAAAACUGGGAGUCAAAGGUUCCUUUGAAGAGCUCUGCAAAAACCCUGCAGUGAAGAAAGCUAUUUUAGAUGAUAUGAUCCAACUGGGGAGAGAGGCUGGCCUUAAAUCCUUUGAACAAGUUAAAGACCUGUACAUCCACACAGAGCUGUUUUCUGUAGAAAAUGGACUCUUGACGCCAACACUGAAGGCAAAGCGAGGAGAUGUUGUAAAAUUCUUCCAGAAGGAGAUUGAGGCCCUCUACUCAUCUGCUCAGGAAUAA
Camarhynchus parvulus is the source of this 2052-nucleotide messenger RNA. RefSeq names its product acyl-CoA synthetase long chain family member 5 (gene ACSL5). Gene Ontology annotation, cellular component: endoplasmic reticulum; membrane; mitochondrion. Gene Ontology annotation, biological process: long-chain fatty acid metabolic process. Lineage: Eukaryota; Metazoa; Chordata; Aves; Passeriformes; Thraupidae. The record is from RefSeq and is a predicted model, not a curated record. Gene Ontology annotation, molecular function: arachidonate-CoA ligase activity.